AUGUCAGACCACAAGCCUGUUGAACAGACCCCCGAGCCUGCCCGGAUUGGCGAGGCAGUUGUGGCUACUGAUAAGCCCACUGAAGCUCCUGCUACCUCGGCGACAGACAACAAUAACACCGAAGAAGGUCCCAAGGAAGAAGCUGUCAAAGAGGAGGCUCCCAAGACCGAAGAGCCCGCUACAGCUGAACCCGCAGCUGAAUCCGCCAAAAACGAGGAGAAGCCUGUCGAAGAUGCGACUGUUGCGGCCACUACUACCGAGCCUGAGCCAGCUCAGCCUGAGGAGACGAAGCCCGCGUACUUGACCAGCAUUCCCUCCCUCGGCCAAUUUUUCGAGCACCUUCCCGAGAUUCUCACUAAGACCGGUCACACUGAAAUGUGGGGAGUGACUCUAAAGGAUAGCGAGGAUAUCCCCACUGUCAAUGUGCUGAUCAAGUUCCUGCGCGCAAAUGAGGGCAACCUCUCUGCUGCGGAGGAGCAGCUUCGCAAAGCUUUGGAAUGGCGCAAGGCUACCAACCCUCUGGAGCUUAUCAACUCUGGAAAGUACAGCACCAGCAAGUACGGUGGUCUGGGAUACCUGACAACCUACGAGCAGGAUGGUCGUCCUCUCGUCUUUACUUGGAAUAUCUACGGUGCCGUCAAAGAUCUGAGCGCCACCUUUUCGGACUCUGACGACUUCGUCAAGUGGCGUGCCGCCCUUAUGGAACUCGCUGUCCAGGACCUGAAGCUGAAGGAUGCUACCACAGUCAUCGAUUACGACGGCGAGAAGGAUCCCUAUAUGAUGAUCCAGGUGCACGAUUAUAUGAAUGUGAAGUUCCUCCGCAUGGAUCCUGUCGUGCGCACUGCCACCAAGAAGACCAUUGAUGUUUUCUCCACUGCCUACCCUGAGCUGCUGCGCGAGAAGUUCUUCGUCAACGUCCCCUCUAUCAUGGGCUGGAUGUUUUCAGCGAUGAAGCUUAUCUUGAGUCGCAACACCACUCGCAAAUUCCACCCCAUCUCGAACGGAGCCAAUCUCGCUCGCGAGUUCCCCGCUGCGAUUGCCGAGAAGAUUCCCAAGAACUACGGUGGAAAGGGCGCUGAGCUAAAGGAUGAGGCGCGUUCAGUUCCCCUUGUUGAGGAUGAGGCGCCCAAGGCAGAGACUAAGGAUCACAAGCCUGCCGAAACUGCUGAGCCUGUCACUGAAGCUGCUGCUGCUACUGAUGCCCCUGCUAAGGAGGAGCCCGCAAAGGAAGAGGCCAAGCAGGAGGAGGCCCCCAAGGAGGAGGUCAAAGAAGAAGCCAAGAAGGAGACUAAGCCCACUGAGAGUGCCGAGGAAGCCAAGUAA
Molecule: messenger RNA, 1323 nt
Organism: Penicillium angulare
Lineage: Eukaryota; Fungi; Ascomycota; Eurotiomycetes; Eurotiales; Aspergillaceae
Gene: sfh5
Product: CRAL/TRIO domain protein
Exons: 2
Coding region: 1-1323 (440 amino acids)
Biological process (GO): regulation of exocytosis; Golgi to plasma membrane protein transport
Cellular component (GO): cortical endoplasmic reticulum; plasma membrane; cytosol
Molecular function (GO): phosphatidylinositol transfer activity
Source: RefSeq, a predicted model, not a curated record